CGGCCGCCGGGCCGACCGGGCGCGCGGGGGCGGGGGCCGGCUGGGCGAGACCAGUUCCCGGCAAGGCCGCCGAGCCGAGGCCGCGCGCGGCCGGGAAGUUCCGGGGCGGCUGCGCGGAAACCGGCCGUUCGAGCCGGCCGGAGCGGCGGAGGCGGGGCGUGCGGCGGCACGAGCUCCCGAGCGCCGUGACAUGCCCUAGGGCGCGGCACCCGCUCUCGGCCGCCAUGGGGAAUGGGAUGAACAAGAUCCUGCCUGGGUUGUACAUCGGCAACUUCAAAGAUGCGAGAGAUGCAGAACAGUUGAGCAAGAACAAGGUAACACAUAUCCUGUCUGUCCACGAUAGUGCCCGGCCUAUGUUGGAGGGAGUUAAAUACCUGUGCAUUCCAGCAGCAGAUUCACCAUCUCAAAACCUGACGAGACAUUUCAAGGAAAGUAUUAAAUUCAUUCACGAGUGCCGGCUCCGUGGCGAGGGCUGUCUUGUCCACUGCCUGGCCGGUGUCUCCAGGAGUGUGACGCUAGUGAUCGCGUACAUCAUGACAGUCACCGACUUUGGCUGGGAGGAUGCCCUAAACACCGUGCGCGCAGGCAGAUCCUGUGCCAACCCCAACCUGGGCUUCCAGAGGCAGCUCCAGGAGUUUGAGAAGCAUGAAGUCCACCAGUAUCGACAAUGGCUGAAGGAAGAAUAUGGAGAGAGCCCUUUACGGGAUGCAGAAGAUGCCAAGAACAUUCUGGUACCUAUACGACGGAGACCUAAUGCAGCGGGAUCUGGUGCCUUCCUUCCCCCCACCUGUCUUCAGCAUGCUCCAGCCACGGUGGGGGACUGCAGGCUGCCGCUGCCCUCCAGGACUGGAAAGGGAGGAGGAACACCCUGGGCUCCUUGCCAGGUGACCCCCCAGCCUGCUCCAGGCCCGUUCACCCUGCCCCUACCUUGCCUGAGCUUGCUGCACUCGGUGCUGCUCAGCUGCCAUGCACUGUCCUGCAUGUGCGUGUGCGCACAUGUGUGAGUGCGUGUGCACCUGUGUGCAAGUGUGUGGUAAAGUGUCUGUGUGUGUGUGGACUCUGAAUGUUCGUACUGCUGAAAGUCAUGGUCCCUGCUGCCAGGAUUGCUGUGGCCCCUUUUCCUUUCCUCCGAGACUCCACAUGGAGGGUGUUUGAACUUGGCCUCUGAAAAGCUACUCAGCCAGGAGCAGCCUGUGCCUGUGAGCAGACAGUGGGGAGAGCUCAGGGGUCGAGCAGCUGAAAGCAGUGGCCUCCCCCAGAACCCAGGGUGGUACAGCCAGGGCAUAGGAGCUAGUUUCUUCCUGAGGGUAGUUCUGGGAGUCCUGGAGGCUUUGAGGGGUACUCUGAGCAUUGCCUCAAUCUUGGUGUCAGAGCGCCAGGCUGUGGGCUGCCUUCUGCCCAAAUCAAGGCCUUUUUCAGCUUGUCGUGGCCCUGAGUUCCACUUGGGGUUUGCGCUGGGUAAGGCUGACCAUGCUAGAGUUCCAGGGUGCCCUUCAGCCGGGGUUUUGGCAUGUACCCGAGACCCUGUUCUCCCCUCCUGUCCAGCUUCACUCCCUCCCAGCCUCUUGCUGUUGUCACUCUGCAGUGCCCCUUCUCAAGGUUUGAAUGCACCUGCAGGAAUUGGGAAGAAAGAGCAUUUAUUAGGCACUGUGGCCAUUUGCAUUUAAAAAUGCCUGAGCAUUUAAGCUCCUUGGUGUAUGCUGUGGAUUUGAUAUUUGAUCUCAGCUACCUCAGUAAAUGUUUUUUGAAGGGGUGUUUUUUGUUAUUCCAGUCAGCUCUGCUGCUUAUUUGAAAAUAAUCGGUCAUGAUUGCUUUUGAAGCCAAAGGGAAAGGCCUUAAUAUCAUUGAGCUAUCUAUCUAAAGUUUCCAGUUUGGGCUCCACUAGUGCUUCCUUGUGGGUAAAAUGUCCCAUUCAGGCCGUGAGAGCAUCUGCAGUUUGCAGCUCGGGGUGGCAGGCAUCCAGUGGCACUGUCCUUUAUAUACCAAUUCAAAGUUCUUAAGCAUGCAGAGCCACACGAAUGAAAAAAUAUACUCAACCUCUCCCUAAAAAGAUGUUACAACCCAGUUUCUCCAAAUUCCACCACAAAAAGAGCCCUGAAUAAGAAGAGCAGUUUUCCUGUAUAUAGGGUAUGUCAAAGGUGAGAUCUGGGAUGGGACUUGCACAGCCCCGGAUGUACACCAGGAAAGAAAACGGCUAUAGAAUCAUCAUGUACAGCCCGGCAAUUUGCCUAUAAAGUCCCUUCUUUUCCCUAAACCAAAAAGAAAUGUAAGCAUGUUAACAGAAAAAAGUAUUUAGGAUGUUAGCUUGAAUGCUUACAUAUGUGUGCACAUUUGUGAGCCUCUAAACAUGCUGUAGGUCUUGAAAUGUUUUAAUAUUUGUUGUCAGUCAUGUUCUUUCUUCACAGCAACUCCGAGGAUUCAGAAGCACUGGGU
This is a messenger RNA of Cynocephalus volans (Philippine flying lemur), 2433 nucleotides long. RefSeq names its product dual specificity phosphatase 22 (gene DUSP22). Gene Ontology annotation, cellular component: cytosol. The coding region runs from base 225 to 1004 and encodes 259 amino acids. NCBI's taxonomy places the organism in Eukaryota, Metazoa, Chordata, Mammalia, Dermoptera, Cynocephalidae. Gene Ontology annotation, molecular function: protein tyrosine/serine/threonine phosphatase activity; protein tyrosine phosphatase activity. The record is from RefSeq and is a predicted model, not a curated record. The transcript has 8 exons. Gene Ontology annotation, biological process: protein dephosphorylation; signal transduction.